This is a messenger RNA of Nerophis lumbriciformis (worm pipefish), 1566 nucleotides long. The record is from RefSeq and is a predicted model, not a curated record. NCBI's taxonomy places the organism in Eukaryota, Metazoa, Chordata, Actinopteri, Syngnathiformes, Syngnathidae.
UCCUCUUUCCUUACCGAGUCACUCGCCGCAAUGUCUGACAAAAAGCGCAAAGCAACCUCUGCUGCUGCCGCCGAGUCCGGUGCCAAGCAACGAAAAGUGGCUUCUAGUCAGGUUGGCAAGGUGGAGAAAGAAGCAGGCUGGCUGAAGGACCUACUCCAACGACAAAGGUGCGAAAAGAAGGACGUGAAAGUCAACAAGAAACGCCUUCGCUUUAUCUCAGACGCACAACAGACGAAGCAGGACUCCGCAGGGGUGCUGUAUUGGAUGUUGAGAGACAUGAGAGUACAAGAUAACUGGGCAUUUAUCCACGCCCAGCGUCUUGCGGUGAAGAAAAAUCUACCUCUCCACGUCUGCUUUUGCUUGUUUGCGCCCAAAUCCGAGCUGUCCACUCUGAGACAUUACAGCUUCAUGCUGAAAGGUCUGGAAGAAGUCGAAAAGGAAUGCAAAGCUUUAGACAUCCAGUUCCAUUUGCUAAACGGUGCAGCAGGCCAAGCGCUGCCCGCCUUUGUGUCCGAGCGCGGAUUCGGGGCGGUGGUGACCGAUUUCUCACCCCUCAGGGAACCUCUCAAGUGGUUGGAUGAGGUGAAAAAGAGUCUUUCGGAGGAUGUUCCACUCAUUCAGGUUGAUGCCCAUAAUGUUGUUCCAUGCUGGGUAGCCUCUCCUAAACUUGAAUAUGCUGCCAGGACAAUCCGUGGGAAAAUUACCAAACUUUUACCUGAAUUUCUGACUGAUUUUCCCGCCGUUGAGAAGCAUCCUUACACGGCGGCAAAAAACGGCAAACCAGUGGACUGGGCAAAAACUUUGUCCUCCCUCUCGUUGGACAACAGCGUGGGGGAGACAGAGUGGGCUCGGCCAGGCACCGCGUCGGGAACGGCCAUGUUGGAAUCCUUUAUCGAUCGUCGACUCAAACUGUUUGCCACUCAACGUAACGACCCCAACGCUCCCGCACUCAGCCAACUCUCCCCUUGGAUCCGCUUUGGACACCUGUCCGCCCAGCGUGUGGUGCUGCAAGUCAAGCAGGACGGACGCCACGCCAGCGAGUCGGUGGCACCUUUCAUCGAAGAGUUGGUGGUGCGCCGAGAACUGACGGACAACUUUUGCUUUUACAACCCCAAAUAUGACAGCCUCGAAGGCGCUUACGAGUGGGCUCAAAAAACCUUGCGAGAUCACGCCAAAGACAAGAGGCCUUACCUGUACACACGAGAGCAACUGGAGAAAGCCCAGACGCACGACAAGCUGUGGAACGCCGCUCAGUAUCAAAUGGUCUGCGAGGGCAAGAUGCACGGCUUCCUGCGCAUGUACUGGGCCAAAAAGAUCCUGGAGUGGACAAGUUCACCAGAGGAGGCGCUCUCCAUCGCUCUGUACCUCAACGAUCGCUACGAGUUAGAUGGUCAGGACCCCAACGGAUUUGUGGGUUGCAUGUGGUCGAUUUGCGGCGUCCACGACCAAGGAUGGGCCGAAAGAGCGGUUUUCGGGAAGAUCCGCUACAUGAACUACAAAGGCUGCCAACGCAAGUUUGACGUGGCCAAGUUCGAGAAAAAAUACUGUCCCAAAACUCUUGGUUGA